Patella vulgata (common limpet) is the source of this 1185-nucleotide messenger RNA. RefSeq lists its product as uncharacterized. The transcript has a single exon. The record is from RefSeq and is a predicted model, not a curated record. Lineage: Eukaryota; Metazoa; Mollusca; Gastropoda; Patellidae. The coding region runs from base 1 to 843 and encodes 280 amino acids.
AUGAUAGAUACUUUAAAUGAACGAACCUCAAGGCUCAUUUUAAAAGGUCAGCUGUUUAAAUGUGGUAAUGUUGCAAGUAAAAAUGAUGUAGAGAAACUUGAAACUAAAAUCAUACAUGCAAUUGAUCCAAGUAUUGAAAAGGGCAAAUACACUAAAAAGGAUUUAGACAAUAAGUUAGGAUAUUCUUCAUUUGUUAACAAACAUUGUAGAGAAAGAAAGUACAUGUUUCAAAUAAGAAAAUGUAACAAUGCUUUAUGCUGUAAUCCAUCUCGUAGCAAAAUAACUCUACCCUGGCUGCCAGAUCCUGAACUAGAUACUAGUAACAUAGGACAUUACAAGUCUUUUGAAUCAGUUUUAGGUCUUGAUACAACUGAGGACUUACCCAGUACACUAAAUGAUACCGUAGCUCAUAUUGCAGAGCAAGAACAAGGGUGCAAAAACUCAGUUCUUACGGCACAAAACGUACGAGGUAUUAUUGACUGUUAUGAAUGUGGAAAACCACGUUGUAAAUAUGCAAAAAAUAAAUUAAGUCUAAGACAAAAUAGAAGUCUAAAAAGUCUUCGAGACAAAUAUGACUAUUCUUGUGGUUCUGUUAUAACUCCUGAUGGUCAUGCUUUACAAGGUGUCAUAUUCUGUCGUCUACAACUUUCUUGUAUAUCAAAUAUAGAAUUCCCCUAUUAUUCCUCUGGUAUUGGUAGGAGUGAUUUAUGCUGUCAUUGUGCAAAAGAGGGGGCAGAAAGAGACAAAGCACUCUGCAAUUCCUAUAAAAUUGUUUUGCCAGUUUGCAAAGAAUGUUUAGAAAGUGGAAAACAAACCCCCAAACGCCAACCAAAAAACAAAUGAACUGAAAAAAACGUUAUUGAAUAUCUGCUAGUAAUAGUAUGCCUGACACUAUGUAUUUUUAGUAUUUAUCAUUGUAAUAUAUUAAAUCUUCAAGUUUCUUAGUUGUUAAUUUCAUAUAUAAUAUAUUAAAUACUUUGAUCUCUAAAUGUCCAACAAAUUAUUAAGAUCAAUGUUCUUUUAAUACUAAAUAAGUAUAGAGCACAGUUCAAGUUUACUGUCAGAGAUACAGUCUAUGUCAGUUUUUUCUGUAAGAGAUUUGGUAUUUAAAUAUACAUUUAUGUUAAAGUUUAUUGUUAAAAGUUCCCUCAUUGUUUGGAAAUGAAGGCAUUGAAUAUGGUUAGU